This is a messenger RNA of Acanthosepion pharaonis, 753 nucleotides long. Lineage: Eukaryota; Metazoa; Mollusca; Cephalopoda; Sepiida; Sepiidae. The record is from the annotation of a GenBank genome assembly.
AUGUUUUCCUUUUUCAAUUCCUUACAUCUGCCUGUCACAAUUGUAUUUUCCUCAGUGUCCUUGAUCCCACUUGAGUCCCAAGCAACCUUUUUUGCCUUGUCAGUGUCCCACUUGAUCCACGCACCUUUUCCUUGUAGUCCCUACCACUUUUGCCACAAUGUUUUCCCUUUUCAUUCCUUACAUCUGCCUGCCACAAUUGUAUUUUCCUCAGUGUCCCACCACUUGAUCCAAGCACCUUUUCCUUGUAGUCCCCACCACUUUUGCCACAAUGUUUUCCCUUUUCAUUCCUUACAUCUGCCUGCCACAAUUUGUCCCACAAUUUUCCUUGUAGUCCCUUUUUCCUCAGUGUCCCACCACUUGAUCCAAGCACCUUUUCCUUGUGGUCCCUACCACUUUUCCACAGUUGUCCCACCACUUGAUCCAAGCUCCUUUUUCCUUGUAGUCCCUACCACUUUUGCCACAAUGUUUUCCCUUUUUCAUUCCUUACAUCUGCCUGCCACAAGAGUAUUUUCCUCAGUGUCCCACCACUUGAUCCAAGAACCUUUUCCUUGUAGUCCCCAUCAUAUUUGCCACAAUGUUUUUCCUUUUCAUUCCUUACAUCUGCCUGCCACAAUUGUAUUUUCCUCAGUGUCCCACCACUUGAUCCAAGCACCUUUUCCUUGUAGUCCCUACCACUUUUGCCACAAUGUUUUCCUUUUCAUUCCUUACAUCUGCCUGCCACAAUUGCAUUUUCCUCAGUGUCCCACCACUUGA